ACCAGCCCCUGACUCUCUCCUUCUUCAAGUUAAUCAACGCUUUCGAUGAAACAUUGAUAUCUAAAGUCAGACAAAUGGCCCCGUGUUUGUCACAGGGGGGAACUUGGAUAUUUGAUUUCAUUUGGAAACCUCGAUAAAGCUGCAGUAUAUCUGUGUAUCCUUAUAUGAUGAAGCCUAUUUGAUAAAUAUUAUGUGUUUGGAAAUUUAUCUGUGGUUUUUCUUUGCUCGUAACCCGAACAAUACAAUUUUCUAUAAUAAUUAGAACUCUAUAAGGAUUUGGAUUUACGACGGAAAAGACCAGGAAUUGUAGCUUAAGAUAAUACCAUUUAUCAAUACAAAUUGAUUUACAUGAAGUAAACAGAAACAGAACUCAUUAAAAGCCGGAUUUUCAAAUUAGUUCCUUUCUAUAAUGACAAGAAGAGGAAUUAUUCGGUGUCUCAUGGUUUUCCUACCCUUGUUAUUAUACCUGUAUUUCGCUGUCAUGUUAGAACUAAUCGCCAAUGUUCCAGAGCAGGGGAAUAGUGUCACUUUUCAAACAGACACGAUACAGAAAACGUUCCUUGAAAAAACAAAUAUUUCUUAUUUGCAACAGACUAAAACAGAUGAUGCACAUUUUCACGAGAAACCGUUAUUACCUGAACGCAAAAAAUAUGGAAAAUUUAUGAGUGAGUGCCAGGAAUAUGAAUCGAAGUGUUUGUAUGGAAACAUUGUGUUUAACUGUGAAAAUAUUAAAAGCAUUAAAUUGCAGGAAAAGAUUGGACAUGGUGUAACAAAACAAGCUUUUCUAGGAUUAUUUGAUGGAGAAAAAGUCGUGGUCAAAAUGGUGACACGUCAUCAAAAAGAAGCUAGGGAGUGUUUAGAUGGUUUACCAAACAGAGAUAAAUCAGACAACUUGAAACGGUCGAAGUGCUUUGUAUUUCCAACAAUGAAGUUAAUGAAAGAAAUUCUACUUCUUCAUCAGCUUAAACAUGAAGGAUUUUUAACACUUUUCGGCUACUGUGUUCGCAGUGAAGAAUCUGACAGUACAGAUUUGUCUGAACAUGGUGUCGUGGCUGUUUAUGAGAGGGGAACCAGUAUCUCAGUUGAAAAAUUAAAAGGACUUUCAAUGGGGGAUAAAAUUCGUCAAUCAAUGCAUCUAAUUUCAUUUUUUCAAUAUCUGGCUAAUUCCCCUCUUGGAUCGCUGAGAGUAAGGGACUUUAAAAUGGACCAUUUUCUAAUGGUUAAUUCCACAAUUAAAAUGAUUGAUUUAGAUGAUAUAGAUAAUCUAGAGCCCUCUUGUGAUGCUUAUUCCAUAGAAAGCAACACAAAAAGGCUCCCGUGUGAGUACAACUUGACAUGUGAGAUGGGGUUAUGUAACGGGCAUAAUGCAAAACGAAACAUGGAGAGGGCAAACGAAUUAUUUUUCAGGCAUCUAUUAACACCCGAUGUCUUUCCUCGAAAGUGUUUUAAAAUGUUAGAAGACAUCAAUCAACGUCUGAGAGAAUUGUCAGUGAAUUAUCACGGUAUACGGAGAUCACUGAAGAAAUUAUUGGACUCAGUCGUUUAUCUGCAUUAGCGCUUGUUUUCCAAAGCCGCUUUUAUGGAGUAAAGUCCAUUAUUUAUUCCAUUUAUUGACCUUUAGGUUUAAGUUUAUCCUAAUGCAAGCUUUUAUAAGCUGUUACUUCCAUAGUGUUUCUAAGUAAAAAAAAAAAAAAAAAUACUCAUUUCACGAUAGUGCAAAAGCAGAUUCAGUGGAAUA
Messenger RNA from Saccostrea echinata, 1738 nucleotides. Its product is annotated as extracellular tyrosine-protein kinase PKDCC-like. The transcript has a single exon. The record is from RefSeq and is a predicted model, not a curated record. Gene Ontology annotation, molecular function: non-membrane spanning protein tyrosine kinase activity; ATP binding. NCBI's taxonomy places the organism in Eukaryota, Metazoa, Mollusca, Bivalvia, Ostreida, Ostreidae. The coding region runs from base 410 to 1555 and encodes 381 amino acids. Gene Ontology annotation, biological process: protein phosphorylation.